Trichechus manatus latirostris (Florida manatee) is the source of this 5917-nucleotide messenger RNA. RefSeq names its product occludin (gene OCLN). The record is from RefSeq and is a predicted model, not a curated record. The transcript has 9 exons. The coding region runs from base 1 to 1566 and encodes 521 amino acids. Lineage: Eukaryota; Metazoa; Chordata; Mammalia; Sirenia; Trichechidae. Gene Ontology annotation, biological process: bicellular tight junction assembly. Gene Ontology annotation, cellular component: bicellular tight junction; cytoplasmic vesicle; apical plasma membrane.
AUGUCUUCAAGGCCUUUUGAAAGUCCACCUCCUUACAGACCCGAUGAAUUCAAACCAAAUCAUUAUGCACCAAGCAAUGACAUAUAUGGUGGAGAGAUGCAUGAUCGACCAAUGCUCUCUCAGCCAGCAUAUUCCUUCUACCCAGAAGAUGAAAUUCUUCACUUCUACAAAUGGACCUCUCCUCCAGGAGUGAUUCGGAUUCUCUCUAUGCUCAUUAUCGUGAUGUGCAUUGCCAUAUUUGCCUGUGUUGCUUCUACACUUGCCUGGGACAGAGGCUAUGGAACUGGCUUACUGGGAGGCUAUCCUUACGGAGGAAGUGGCUUUGGUAGCUAUGGAAGUAGCUACGGCUAUGGUUAUGGCUAUGGUUAUGGCUAUGGAGGAGGCUACACAGAUCCGAGAGCGGCAAAGGGCUUCCUGCUGGCCAUGGCUGCCUUUUCUUUCAUUGCUGGAUUGGUGAUAUUUGUUACCAGCGUUUUAAAAUCUGAAAUAUCCAGAACAAGAACGUAUUACUUGACCGUGAUAAUAUCAAGUGCUAUCCUGGGCAUCAUGGUGUUUAUUGCCACAAUCGUCUACAUAAUGGGAGUCAACCCAACUGCCCAGGCUUCUGGAUCUAUUUACAGUUCUCAAAUAUAUGCUCUCUGCAACCAAUUUUAUACACCUGCAGUUUCUGGACUCUAUGUGGAUCAAUAUUUAUAUCACUACUGUGUGGUGGAUCCCCAAGAGGCCAUUGCCAUUGUACUGGGGUUCCUGGUUAUUGUGGCUUUUGCUUUAAUAAUUUUUUUUGCCGUGAAAACUCGAAGAAAGAUAGACCAUUACGACAGGUCAAAUAUUCUGUGGGACAAGGAACACGUCUAUGAUGAGCAGCCCCCCAAUGUCGAAGAGUGGGUUAAAAAUGUUUCUGCAGGCACACAAGACAUGCCCCCACCACCAUCUGACUAUGUGGAGAGAGUUGACAGUUCCAUGGUAUAUUCUUUCAAUGGUAAAGUGAAUGACAAGCGGUCCUACCCAGAUUCUUCCUACAAAUCAACACCUUUGGUGCCUGAGGUGGCUCAGGAGCUUCCCCUGACUUCACCUGUGGAUGACUACAGACAGCCUCGUAACAGCAGCAGCGGUAACUUUGAGUCACCUUCAAAAGUGGCUUCCACGAAGGGAAGAGCAGGGAAGUCAAGUAGAACAGAACAAGACCACUAUGACACAGACUAUACAACAGGCGGCGAGUCGUGCGAUGAGCUGGAGGAGGACUGGUUCAGGGAAUAUCCACCUAUCACUUCAGAUCAACAGCGACAACUCUACAAGAGAAGUUUUGACAUUGGCCUGCAGGAAUACAAGAGCUUACAAGCAGAACUUGAUGAGAUCAGUAAAGAAAUCUCUCGUCUGGAUAAAGAGUUGGAUAACUAUAGAGAAGAAAGUGAAGAGUACAUGGCUGCUGCUGAUGAAUACAAUAGACUGAAGCAAGUGAAGGGAUCUGCAGAUUACAAAAGUAAGAGGAAUUAUUGCAAGCAGUUGAAGAGCAAACUGUCACACAUCAAGAAGACGGUUGGAGAUUAUGAUAAACGGAAAACAUAGAACGCAGAUGUCACCUUGUUUGAGAGAUUAAGGAGUAUCUGUCUGAUGUCUCUGCAAUGUUCUCAUCAGGCAAAUGACUUUGGACUCUUCACCUGGGAGGUCAAACCUUUGUGAUCAUUACAAAGUUUUGGGAACUUUAAUAUCAUCACUAUAAUAUCAUCAGUAUUGAAACAUUUUAUAAAUAGCUUUUGAAAAUCAUCUGGGCUGAACACUCCAAUUAAGGAUUUUAUGCUUCAAACAUUGGUUCUUGCAUUAAGAACUAAGUACUGUUUGAAGUUUUUAAAUCUUAAAGGAAGGUUCUGGUGCGAACUGUGCUGUGAACUUUCACACCCUGGGUGUGUCUUAAUGAUGAUAUUUAAGUGCAUUCACAUAGGUGAUCUCAUUUAAUCCUCCCCACUACUCUUCAGAUAACUGCUAUUUAUAACCUUCCUUUCCAGAUAAGGAAACUGUGUCCCUGCAUUGAAGUCUCUAAAGUGAAACUGCUUGUUUGCUAGCAUGCAGUUUUGGUGAAGUCUGUUAUAUGACUCCACUAAUAAAGCCCUCGGUCUUUCAUAUUUUAGCUAGCAUAUAUUGCAUUCCACCAGUCUCCCUGACUGACUAUAUAAGUGGUUAAAAAGAACUUUUUCUUGUUUUGUGUUGUCCUAAUAAUAAAGACUAUGUAAAAUUAACCAACAUGUGAAAUUUAAAAAUUGUAAAUAUACAUUUAACUUUUAUAAAAUCAAAAUUUAAACUUAGUGGUUAGAAUUUUGUUGUGUAUUUUAAAAUACUUUCUAUCUUUUAUGGUUUACAUUUUUUUUAACCCAUUAGACUUUUCCAUUAUAACUGAGUAUCUGAUUACAUAUAUAAUUCAAUUGUGACUUGAGUUGUAUCUUACAGCAAUUGUUCAGGUUCUGUACAUAUUUUAUAAGGUAUUAAACCUGAUGUUUUCUUUCUGUAUUAUAUCUGUUUGAUGUCAUUAGUGCCGUUAAUAUUAAGUUGUGGAAAACUGUACUCAGGAGAUAUAUUUGUUGUUUUAAGCUAUUUUGGGUGCUGUGCUGGUUGUAGUUUCCCAAUCUUUUGGCUAUAAGAAGGCUGAUUUAUCUGGAAAUAGAAUGCUAUGCCAUAAAACACCGAAUUAUUUCGAUCUCAACAUAUAUUUUUUUUAAUUCAAAUUCUUAUUAGUAAAGUAAAAUUAGCUGAUAAUACUGUGUAUACAGCUAACCAAGUUACAAAGGUGAUUAUAAUCAUCCUCCCAGUUUUUAGAAAUGUACUCUUAUAAAAAGUUUUUGUUUUAUCAAAGUCUGUUUAAGAAUAAUCUUUCAUCUUUAGUAUAUAAUUCAGACAUCUAAGUAUAUAAUUGUCUAUAUACAAGUCUGGAUGAUUUUUCAAAGACAAACUUAAAGAAAUAAUGUUUCCAUUAUAACACUGAAUCAUUUCUUCAAAUUGAAGAAACUCUUAAUUUUCUGCAUGCUAUAAAUACUUAGUAAUACAAAAGGUAAUAAUGCUUUUUAUAGCUUUUGGAUUCACACCAGAUAGAAAAGACUCUUGAGCACCUUAACUGAUUUUUAUGUCUGUUAAAUUUCCAACUCGAUGUUCUUGGAAGUCAACGUACUUAGUUUAUGAAGGCAAGUUUGCCAGUGUUCUGACAAGACAAAACUUUUUGGCUGAAUGGAGAGAAUAUUAUGGGUUCGCAAUGUAAAAUUGUGCCAUAAAAUUGGACUUGGAAAUAAAAAAAUAAAAUCAGUUUUCAAAUGUGGAACUUAUACUAAACAGCACUUCAAGAAUCAGGACUAAGGUGUUUCUCUUGGUGUUGACAUUAACAAGCUGCAUGUAACUUUGAAAAGCCACUCAGGUGGUUUCCUAGUCUGGAAAAUAAGGGGCUUAGAAUUCAGAGGUUUCUUCCAUUUCUGACUUUCUGGGUUCUGCUUUCUGCUUUAAACCAUUAUUCCAAGGAGUUUGUUGUGACAGCAUGUGGUCAUCUGCUAAAAGUUUCACUGCAUAAAGUGAUGCCCACCCUACAUAUGUGAUUAUGUAUUAAAAGUGGAUAGGAUCAAUAUUUUAAUUUGAAAUCUUUAAAGAAAUGCAGAAAAGUAUAAACAUACAUGCACCCACCACACAGAAAUAAGAAGCAUUAGUGUUUUGUCAUAUGUUCUUUGUAUUUUUUGAAAUAAAAUUAUUAGUAUUUAUAGUAGUAGUUAAUAUUUCAUAUAUUAACUAUAUAUGUAACUGUAUAUGUAUGAAAUCUCAAUCCUCACAACAAUCUUUUGACACAAAGCCAUUAUUUACCUCUUUCUCAUAUUACAGAUAAAGAAACUAAGGAUUUGAUAGUUUCAACUGGCCCCUGGUCACACACUAGAAGUGGCUAAUCUCUGAGGACUGGAAUCUCAGUCUGUUUGACUAUUAGGUUCUAAACUUCCAUCCUAGGUUGACUUUGUUAAUAAAUUAAUGGAUUAGAUCAUUGAGAUUGCUCUGGUUGAUGUUAAUAAAGUACCCUAUUUUAAUUUUGAGUAGAUUUUAAAUACCUGAACACAAAAUACCUCAUAUUAAAUAUUAAGUAUCUGUAAAGAGCUGAAUGGGUAUGUCUCUGGAAAGAGGAGUCAAGGCAGAAGAGUGCUUUAAUCAUGGCUCCAGGGACCUUAGCUACAGUUUGGGUUAUGGGAGUUCCUCACACAAAGACAUUCUCCCUACUUAAUCACUGGAAUGGAAAUGUCUCCCAUCUCAACUUUUUCAAAGGCUCACCUGGAGGAGUCAAUUCAAACUCAGCAGCUCAUAAUUCCGCUACACCACACCCUGCCACCUCUGUGUGAAAGGACAGAUAAAUUUGAUGGAGGGCUGUAUCAUUCCUCCUUGUGUGUUUCAUAUCGGUAACAUUUCUUCUGUUAAUGGGAACAGUUUCCAUGAACAAAUGACUAGAUCAUUUGGAUAGUUUUUCGAAAACACUGUGUUAGCAAAUUAAAAUAACGAUAAUUUGGAGUUAAAGAACGUGGACAAAUAACCAGGAUGUUUCCUUGUCAGCAAAUUAAAAUAAUGGUACUUUGGAGUUAGAAAAAGAACAUAGACAAAUAAUCAGGAUGUUUCCUUGUGACUGCAACACAAUGUGGAAGGGUGUCCCCCAAAAAAGUGCAGUUGUUGCUACAGGACCUGCUUGUUCUUCCUUGUGUGUGUUGUCCUAUUCUUCAUUUGCCCUCUAGCAAUUACUUUAAGUGUGACCUUGAACAAAUUACUUAGCGUUCCUGUACCUCAUUUUUUCUCACCAUAAGAGAUACUUUUACCUAAUCUCUUAGUUGUGAAAGUAGUUAAUAUGUAACUUAGAACAAUGUAUGCCCAAAAGUAAAUAAUAAAUAUGGCCAAUUAUAGUUACCUUUUCCCACCUAUAUCCCAAAGCCGGAAGAUGAAACAUUAAACAAUUUAGUUUUUUUUUAAAAGUUGUUUUUAAAAGUACAUAUAUCAUCCUAUAUGCUUGAUCUGUGCUGGGUGCACUCUAGAGCAGAAUGUAAGUGCUUUUGAAUUCUAGGAAGAUAUUGCAUUAGGCUUGGCAUUGUGACUAUUCAUAGAUGAUGAGCAAAUGCUUUUAAGGAUAGAACAAAUCAAGUUUACACAUCAAGAUGAGCAUUAGGUACUGUUACAGACUAUUUUGGAUGCUUUAAAUGAGUCUUGUUCUUUCUGGAAUAGUGGAAAUAGGUUCCACUUAAAGGUACUGGAAUACACAGGUUCACCUCUCCCAGUUCUUUUCAGAUUGCAUGCUCUUUGUAUUUCAGCUUGGUUCCACCAGGCCUUCGAACUGGUUCUGCCUGGUUCAGUCAAGGCCAGUGAAGCAAAACUCAAAUGGACUCGAAUUUUUAAAAUGUGAGUGAAGCAGAACAGGAAAAAUUACAAGUUGAAGCUCUGCGAGAAACUUAAUCUCCCUCUUAGAAAACAAGGGCAGUGUAUGUGUUGCAUAGCAACCAAAUCUCGAGAGCAUAGCUGAAAACAGCAGUGCCAUGCCCAAAGAUGGUGGCCCACCACGUGUCACUCCCCACAGUCCCGGCAAUUAUAUGGGCUCCUGAAAGGGUUCACUACACCUCUUCAGAGUCUCCCAUUCCAGGGCUUUAAUCUGUAAUUUCUCCUGUUCCACUUAUCAUUCCACUUCACUCGAAUUUUAAAAAUUCUGUUCCAAUUUUGCUUCAUCAGCCAUGACUGAACCGGUCUGAAGCCCUGGAUUCCACUGGCUAAGCUGUUCAUUGAUUUCCUAACUGCAUGGAUUGUGUCCAGCCACCCAUGGGCAAAGGACAGAUUGUUCCAUUCUGUUUAGUUGUCCCUUAGUUUUACAAGUUGAAAUGUUAGACUAGGUUAGAGAAUUUCUUUAUCCUACCACUUUGUGCAGUUAGAAUAU